AUGCUGGUGCUGGUGGUUCCGCCGUGGCCUGCAGCCCGGGAACUUCUCCGGAACUGCUGGCAGCGACUGCAGUGGACGCUUCAGCAGAGCCGGCCAGGCUUUCCCAGGCCUCCGUGGGAACCAGCAUUAGCAGUCCAAGGUCCGGCUAUAUUUACAGAAUCAGCAAAUGAUACUAAUGGAAGUAAGGAGGUUUCCAGCCUUUUGGAUAGUAUCUUUUGGAUGGCAGCACCCAAAAAGAGACGCAGUAUUGAAGUUAACCGGUGUAGGAGAAGAAACCCUUACAAGCUCAUUAAAGUUAAGCACAACAUAGUCGUUUGUCCUGAAUGUGGUCACCUGAAACAGAAACAUGUCCUUUGCGGCUAUUGCUAUGAGAAUGUGCGCAAGGAGACUAAAGAAAUCAGAAAAGAAAUGGGGAAACUAGAAGGGGGCCCUUUUAAGGCUCCUACCGUAGAGACCCUGGUGCUGUACAGGGGAGAGACGCCGUCUGAACAAGAUCAGGGCAAGAGGAUCAUUGAACGAGAAAAGAAGCGACCAUCCUGGUUCACCCAGAAUUGA
Messenger RNA from Pipistrellus nathusii (Nathusius's pipistrelle), 555 nucleotides. The record is from the annotation of a GenBank genome assembly. Lineage: Eukaryota; Metazoa; Chordata; Mammalia; Chiroptera; Vespertilionidae.